Molecule: messenger RNA, 1518 nt
Organism: Penicillium griseofulvum
Lineage: Eukaryota; Fungi; Ascomycota; Eurotiomycetes; Eurotiales; Aspergillaceae
Exons: 7
Coding region: 1-1518 (505 amino acids)
Source: RefSeq, a predicted model, not a curated record
AUGUUGAAAAAAAGCGAUACAGAGCUACCAGCAGACGGCAAAAUCACGGUUGUCACUGUGAAGGCUCUUCCAAGCGGUGAGAAGCGCACCAAAAAAACGCCUGCCAAGACCAAUGAAGAAAUACAAAGGGAAGUGAAGGACUUGCUUGAGCGGAUGAACGCCGAAAAAGGUGCUCAGAUUGAAGAUGUUGAAGCGCUUUCGAAGGCUCUAGGGGGAUUAUGGGCAGAGUCAAUGGAUUUUGCUACCUCUACAAGCUCGGUUAAAGGGGAUGAGCCUGCAGACUUGACUGAGCAGCAAUGGGAUCGAGUCAUGUCCAACAACCGCGUCUUACAUGGGUAUUGGUAUGAUGCAGCGAAGAAGACCAUGCGAAAGGCUCGUAGAAGAGCUCCCUUGCAGAAGCCUUUACCCUCGAUCCCACCAUUCUAUGUCUCUGAUGAUGCGGAGGUUGAGAUCACAGAGACCAGACAAGCAUUUCAGAAUAGCUUAGCCAAGCAGGGGUUCAGCGCAACUAUUAUCAAGGCUAUGGGGGAAAUAGAUGGCCCUGAAAAGCUAGGAACUUCGGGCUCGGUCUCCGCAGCAUCCGACGAAGAGCAUUCGCACGCUUCAAAGGCGGUCGAAUCCUCGAAAAUUCAACACUUACAUGUCGCCUACAAGUUUCCUCGGGUUGUGAUAGAGCUUGAUCACACUUCUCUGGCCCUUACCCAGGAAUGUAUUAGCGAAGCUCAAUCGAUCGCCAAUUCAGAACAAGCAGAAAAAUUCAUUCGCAACUACGGAAAUGUUUUUGCGGCUACACUCACUCUAGGGGGUGAGCUUCACAGCACCCGCAGCCUUACUGAGAAAGAGAAGACUAGCUUAGAAGCUACCAAGGACCAUGUGAAAACUGCUGCCGGAUUUAGUCUUUCGAGUCCGUAUCUGAGCGCAGGAAUUAGUGGUGGUACAGCAGAAGCUGGUAACGUGCAGACAUUGGAGCAACAACUACGACAGAAUCUGCGACUCGCAUGGCACGCGAGAGGUGGCGACACAAUAUUAUGUUCCAACCCGCCGCAAUGGGGUCCCACUGUUAAAAAUCAUCAACUGUGGCGCGUCAUGGAUGUAAGUUUCGUCAGCGGCCUGAGAAAAUAUGUCGGACCCUUUGAGAAGACUGAGUUUACUUACAAAAAUCUUUAUUUUCAGCAAGAGACCAUUGUCAAUAUGAUUGAGUUCAUUAGACUCAUCGAUGCCAGUAUCGCGGAUCGUAUAGAGUCGCCUUCAACCCCUCCAAAGAACGAUCAAGAUGAAUUGGAAAGAAUCUGGGUUAUCUUGGGUGAAGAACUUGAAGGGAAUGAGAUGGGUAAUAUCGGGCUUGCAGUCAAAAAGUUCCUCGAGAGUAAUCGUUUUGUGCUGAAGGACUAUAACGAAAGCAUCGGCAAAGAUGAGGGGCAAUGGACUAAAAAGAAGGCUUGGAGUGAAUUGACGAAGGCUGAAAAAUGCAAUGUUGGUGUUCUCGGCUGGAAAAAGGGCGCUGUCAAGAUUAACUAG